Condylostylus longicornis is the source of this 698-nucleotide messenger RNA. Its product is annotated as peptidoglycan-recognition protein SA-like. The record is from RefSeq and is a predicted model, not a curated record. Gene Ontology annotation, biological process: peptidoglycan catabolic process; innate immune response. The transcript has 4 exons. The coding region runs from base 84 to 659 and encodes 191 amino acids. Gene Ontology annotation, molecular function: N-acetylmuramoyl-L-alanine amidase activity; zinc ion binding; peptidoglycan binding. NCBI's taxonomy places the organism in Eukaryota, Metazoa, Arthropoda, Insecta, Diptera, Dolichopodidae.
GCGAUUCAGUCGUAAUUUGCCAAAUUUGAAGUUCAGUUGUAUUUUUUCAUUGUUUAAAACAAAAAAAAAAUAAUAAUUUUAAAAUGUUUUUAGUUAAAUAUAAUAUUUUUAUACUAUUGCUCUUAGUAUUAAUAGUAAUGGGAGAGGAUUGUCCAAAAAUUAAGACUCGCAAAAAAUGGGGUGGUUUACCUACUCUUAGUGUUGAAUAUCAGAUAAUUCCAGUUAAAUUUGUUAUUAUUCAUCAUACUGUUACUUCAACAUGUACAAGUUAUUCACAAUGCGCUGAAAUUGUACAAAAUAUUCAAGAUUAUCAUAUGAAAAAAUUGGGUUGGAGUGAUAUUGGUUAUAAUUUCUUGAUUGGAAAUGAUGGAAAUAUAUAUGAAGGUGUAGGUUGGCAUAAAAUUGGAGCACAUACAUACGGAUAUAAUAGUAAAUCAAUUGGAAUUGCAUUUAUUGGUAAUUUUGAUAAUGCUCUACCAACAACAGCUGCUUUAGAUGCUGCAAAAAAACUAUUAGAAUGUGGUGUUGAAAAAGGUGAACUAAGUAGAAGAUAUAAAUUAUUUGGUGGAAGACAAGUAAGUUCUACUGUUAGUCCCGGUUUAGAAUUAUAUAAUGAAAUACAAGAUUGGGAUCAUUGGAGUGAACCAGAAAAAAAUUAAAAUUUAUUAAAAAAUUUUAUAUUUUAUAUUAUAUUUGUA